AUGAACAUGAAACCGAAACAACCGUACGGAAACUCGCGAAAUGUGACGAAAAUACUAACUGGCCGUGCCUACUGGGAUAUGGAGCAUGUGCUGCGGAAGCGCCUCCGAACAGCGCCCCAGUUUGUGGAUAACAUCGAGCUCGAGGCGGAACUGCGCGGCCACAAUGGUUGUGUGAACUGUUUGCAGUGGAGCGACAAUGGGCACAUCCUUGCGUCCGCGUCGGACGACUUCCAUGUCAUGCUGUGGGAUCCGUUCCGUCACAAGCAGUUACAUGAUCUGGUGACACCACACGAGGGUAACAUAUUUUCCGUAAAGUUCCUGCCGAAACGAAACAAUUCCCUCCUGGUAACUGGUGCCGGCGACUGUAAAACCUUCGUGUUCGAUAUCAAUCGACAGAACGAUUAUCCGAUUCGGCAGUGCAAUUGCCACACGCAGCGUGUUAAACGCUUGGCCACAUCGCCUCGCAACGUACACAUGUUUUGGUCUGCCGGUGAAGACGGAUUGGUACUGCAGCACGACCUUCGGCAACAGCACGACUGCCGUGGUCAGGACGCGAACGUCCUGAUCGAUCUGCAUAGCGAAGUGCUGGCAGCGCCGGAAGUGAAGUGUAUCGCUAUCAACCCACAACGGCCGGAGCAGCUGGCUAUUGGAGCAAACGACAUCUACGCUCGGCUGUACGAUCGGCGAAUGAUUUCUCCUGGCAAGCUUGAUCGAAGUGUGAAUGCUAUCGGUGAACCCGCCAACGGGUCGGAGGUAAGUAUUCCAAAGGAUGGUUGCGUGAAAUACUUUUGUCCGGGCCAUUUGGGGAGCAAGUAUCAGGCGGCCCAUCAGCUGGGCGACAUUUAUCAGUACAAAGCGGUCACUUACCUCACAUUCAGCCCGGACGGCACAGAGUUGCUGGCCAACAUGGGUACGGACCAUAUCUACCUGUAUGACGUCACCCAUCCACGACAUCCACUGUUUCUAGAAUUGCCAAAGUUCCCCAGUACGCCCGAAGGUGGUAAUGCGAAUGAUGGCGACUGCAAUGGUGGAGAUAAACUAACUGUUGGGGCAGAGAAAACGAAACACAAGUUCCCACCGGAUGUGGAGCAGCUGAAAAAGGAAGGCAACGCCAGUCUGGAGAAGGACCAGUUCCUGCAGGCAAUCAACAAGUACACACAAGCGAUACAGAAAGUAAAUGGCAAGGACUGUGCCAUAUUUUACCUAAAUCGUGCAACGGCUCUGAUGAAACGCGGUUGGUACGGAGAUGUGUAUGCUGCGGUACGCGACUGUCAUACGGCGUUGCGCCUGGAUCCGCACUACGUGAAAGCUCAUUUCCGGUUGGCUAAAGCUUUGCUCAAGUUGGAAAAAUCGAAAGAAGCACAGAUCUGUCUGGAGGAACUGGUGCGACGGUUUCCAUCGUAUGCGAAGAAUCCUGGCAUCCUCAUGCUGGAGAAGGAUAUAGGGAUUGAGAUAGAAAAGGCACGGCACCGGACCACGUUGGGUCGAAACCCGGAUCUUGAAAACGAAAGCUACUCGGAAAAGGAAAAGUACUGGCGAUCGAUGUCGAUGGAUUACGAGCAGCGUUACAUCGGGCAUUGCAACACGAAGACCGACAUCAAAGAGGCGAACUAUUUUGGAGAUUCUAACUACAUCGUAGCUGGUUCCGAUGAUGGCAAUUUCUUCAUCUGGGAUCGGCACAGCGGUAUCAUCCAUUCGAUCUUUCAAGCCGACGAGCUGAUUGUCAACUGUGUCCAGCCGCAUCCGUUCACCUGCAUGCUGGCGACGAGUGGCAUUGACCACGAAGUGCGCCUCUGGUCACCCCAGUCGCCAGAGAAACCAGCCAUGCGACGAGUGCUUAAUGUCGACAAUGUCGUUGACGACAAUCAGACUCAUAUGCAGAUCGAUCCGUUCGAUUCGAUUGCACCGGACCAGGCAAUCUGUCGGGCUAGUUAG
This is a messenger RNA of Anopheles marshallii, 1935 nucleotides long. It is a transcript of the gene adp, whose product is annotated as WD and tetratricopeptide repeats protein 1. Gene Ontology annotation, cellular component: Cul4-RING E3 ubiquitin ligase complex; cytoplasm. Gene Ontology annotation, biological process: negative regulation of fatty acid biosynthetic process. Lineage: Eukaryota; Metazoa; Arthropoda; Insecta; Diptera; Culicidae. Gene Ontology annotation, molecular function: protein binding. The record is from RefSeq and is a predicted model, not a curated record. Bases 1 to 1935 code for a protein of 644 amino acids. The transcript has 7 exons.